Messenger RNA from Bactrocera dorsalis (oriental fruit fly), 1533 nucleotides. RefSeq lists its product as uncharacterized. The transcript has a single exon. The coding region runs from base 1 to 1533 and encodes 510 amino acids. Lineage: Eukaryota; Metazoa; Arthropoda; Insecta; Diptera; Tephritidae. The record is from RefSeq and is a predicted model, not a curated record. Gene Ontology annotation, molecular function: zinc ion binding; nucleic acid binding.
AUGGCAUCCAAGAAAAUGGAAUAUGCUGCAGCUAAGAAGAAGCUGGAUUCAUUUAUCCAACAAGUCACCGUACUCAACAACACGUUGACUUUUGAUGUCUUGCGUGAAUUCGUCGAAGCUGCCGUGGAGGUGCGUAUCGAGCAAGUGGAUAGGCUGGAAAAAAGGUUUGAUGCUCUCUACGCGCAACUAGAGGACAACGACGCUGAUGAUAUUUUAGCGGAAUUUACCAACCACUAUAUUGAGGUAAAAACCAAGCUGACACGUCAGCGUCAUGCUUGCCAAGCUUCCGAAGCUCACAGCGCCACGACGCGGCCGUUUGCUGGCGAUCAAACUUCAAUUAUUGUCUCUCAGCCAAAGCAGAGGUUACCGGUGCUGCAAAUUCCAACGUUCAACGGUAAAUAUUCGGAUUGGCCGGAUUUCUUCUCGAUGUUCAACACCGUUGUACAUCAGGACGUAGAUUUAACAAGAAUUGUGAAAUUUCAGCACCUUCGGUCAAGUCUACGUGAUGCAGCGUUGGACACCGUUCGUUCAUUAGAGCUAAAUGAACAAAAUUAUGAUAAGGCUAUUGAUUUGCUUAAAGCUAGAUUUGAUAAUAAACGAUUGAAUUUCCAGGCUCAUAUCAGAGAUAUUUUUGAGCUCAAGAGGGUAGAGGGUAAUAGGGUUGCCAAACUUCGAGAACUCAGCGACACCGUAAAUGCUCAUUUGCGAGCAUUGCAAACUAUGGGAACAAAGGAACAGAUUGCUGACUGCUUACUCAUUCAACUAGUGUCCCAAAAUUUGGACGUCAAAUCUCGCGCGAAAUGGGAGGAACAAACACCUGUAAGCGAAAUACCUACAUGGAAUUCAAUGGCUAGAUUUUUGGAACAACGCUGUCAACAACUGGAAAAUGUAGAGAAUGUCCUUGGACUUCCGGAAAAACAGGUGGGCAAGAAAUUGUCAAAUCAGAUCAGUCGUAAGGUGCUUUUAACGGCAGCUGUAGCUGGAUGCAUAUUGUGUAGUUCUAGCGAACACAGAAUCGCAAGGUGCAAGCAGUUUCUAAGCCUUUCGCCCACCAUGCGCUAUAAAGAAGCAAAACGGUUAAACCUAUGCUUGAAUUGCCUUCGAGUCGGGCAUUCACUUAAAGACUGCAAGUCAGGAAACUGUAGGCAUUGCACGUCGAAGCAUCACAGUCUGCUCCAUCAAGACACAAAUUCCUUUCCUACAACUUCACAACCAAUGGCUUCCGAUAAAUCACCGCAGCUAUCACAACCAACUACAUCUAGUUCGUUCAACCCGUACUCGUUUUCUUCUUCAUCUUUCGGUCCUUCAGCUUCUGCACUCGUCGCAUCUGAAGUUCAAGCUAGCGUUGCUGACAGAGAGUUCGUUCUCUUAGCAACCGCCAUAAUUUAUGUAAAAAAUCGAUCUGGCUCCCUCAUUCCCUGCAGGGCUCUGCUAGAUUCUGCGUCACAAUUAAACUUUAUAACCAAUCGACUCGCUAAUCAACUACAAUUGAAGAAGAUCAAAUCUUCACAGUUCAAUUCUGGUAUAGGCUAA